AUGUACAAGUUAAAUAUUCUUGCACCAAAACAAUUUUUCGAUUUACAAACUCCUAUCAACUUUCUUGUGAAAAAAAAAAAUUUUGCAAAUGUGAAAGAGAUCAGAUAAAAAUAUAAAACUGAAUUAGGUGAUAAAAUAGGUUCCCAUUCUCUACCACAUAACAUUUGGAUUUAUACUCCACUUAGUAUUUCAAGUAAUCGGAUCAUAAAACCUUAAGGAUCUUUGGCACUUCAUUAAAAAAAAAAUAAACUACCGAUUUAUAUGUCUAGAAAAGAUAUGAUUAUUGAAUUAGAAAAAUUUAAAUAAAGAGCUUGCUCAACAUCACCAUCAAAAAAAUAGAAAAAAUAUCAUAACUUAUUCUAUAAUAAUUUUGAAAGGAAUGAAAAAUUGAAAAAAUAUUUUCAGAAAAAUCCAUAAAAUACACCUUAAAAUAUGAAUUUUAUCUCCAAUAUUGAAGACUAACGAUAAUAAAUCUUUUAAUCACCUAAGUCAUAUGAAAUUAAUUUCAAAAGACUCAAUUCUGUAAGUUCUAUAUAACCUAAAUUCCCUUCUUUAAAGAAAAAUUAAAUAAAAGCAGAAUCUAAAGAAUUAGACAGAUAAAAUAGUGAUUUCAUCAACACAUCUAGCAAUCAAAAUUUUUAAGAUAGUUUCUCAGCUAUUUAAGAGAGAGUUUAAACUAAAAAAUACUAUUAAAAUAAAAAAUGUGAUAUUGAAAGAAAUAAAUUUUUAAAUGAUUCCUAUCGAUUAUAUGGGUUUGUAACAGAUAUUAAAGAUACUAAAUAAAAAUAUUCAACAUAACAAGUUAGUGAUUUCAAUAAUCUUAACAAAUCAAAUGAAUAAAAUAAUAAUUUAAAUUCUGUUAAAUAAAGAGAAUUGACUCCUCAAACCAAUUUUAUGAAGAAAUCAUAGUCAUCUAAAGAAAAAUUAUAUAAUUUGCUUAAACAAUCUCAUUUAAAAUAUCUUGAAAGAAAUUUUAAGACUUCUGAUAAAAGACACAAAUCUUCAAAAAAACAAGAAGAAUAUGAAGUAACAAAAGAUAAAAAUGUUAUUCUUUCUUAUUUUCCAAAUUAACGUUUAGGCUAAAUUCUUAAAAAAAAUAAUAUUUUACCUGAUAAAAUACUUUGA
Paramecium sonneborni is the source of this 1125-nucleotide messenger RNA. The record is from the annotation of a GenBank genome assembly. Lineage: Eukaryota; Ciliophora; Oligohymenophorea; Peniculida; Parameciidae.